Molecule: messenger RNA, 1932 nt
Organism: Dichotomopilus funicola
Lineage: Eukaryota; Fungi; Ascomycota; Sordariomycetes; Sordariales; Chaetomiaceae
Product: autophagy protein atg15
Exons: 4
Coding region: 1-1932 (643 amino acids)
Biological process (GO): piecemeal microautophagy of the nucleus; neutral lipid catabolic process; multivesicular body membrane disassembly
Cellular component (GO): membrane
Molecular function (GO): glycerophospholipase activity
Source: RefSeq, a predicted model, not a curated record
AUGUUGCCGAAGCGGAGGGAAACAAGCGCGAGGUGCACCUCGACGGGACGAGUCACGGCCAAGCUGCUGCUAUCUUUCCUCGCCCUCUCCGCGGCCCCCGUCGCUGCGGUUGACCAUGGAGGGUCAGAUGCGCAGUUUGUCCUCCCGAUCGAGGCCGCUCCGGUAGCUCCGUUGAUACCCGAACCACCGGCCCCAGCGGAACAUACCUUUACCCUUCGACACAUCUAUCAUCACGGCACCCACCGACACCCAGGACUCCAUCGUAAACAGGACAUCGACGAUUCGAGCGCGGACGUAUGGCUGGCCGCUGAAGAUGGCUUCGAGGCUGAGCGCAUGGGGCCACUCCGGGCGCGGAGCAAUGCGGUUCGGAUCGAAAGACUGGCGGACCGGCGGCCGAGUGUGGUAGAUCCGAUUGUGGCCGAGUCGCGGCAGCAGGGGUUUGUCUCGGUGAUGUCGCCAUCCGCGUGGACGGUCGACGAUGUUGCCGGGCCAGACGUCACCGAUAAAGGCACCGUUUUGUCUCUCGCCUUGAUGGCGUCGGAUGCAUAUGCGGCAGGCCCGGGCGAUGCGGACUGGGAAGAUGUCGGCGCACCUUUCAAUCGGAGCCUCGACUUUGGCUGGGAGGGCGAUGGACUCCGGGGACACGUGUUUGCGGAUGAGAAUAACUCGACCAUUGUUAUCGGGCUAAAGGGGACCUCGCCCGCUGUUUUUGACGGGGAUGGGACCACCACCAACGACAAAGUCAACGACAACCUUUUCUUCAGCUGCUGUUGCGCGCAGCAGGGGCCGUGGACCUGGCACCAGGUCUGCGAUUGCGCGACUGGCACCUACUCUUGCAACAACACCUGUGUCACACGAGCGCUGCGCGAGGAGAAUCGAUACUACCAGGCAGCGCGCGAGCUGUACGCCAACGUCACGGAAGUGUACCCCAACUCUCAAGUCUGGAUCGCCGGCCACUCGCUGGGUGGUGCUGUCAGCUCGUUCCUCGGCCUCACCUAUGGCGUUCCAGUGGUGACUUUCCAGGCCGUUCCCGAUGCCCUCGCGGCCGGACGUUUGGGCUUGCCGAUUCCCCCGGGAGCUGACCCAAGUGCGCCCCAGGCCAGAGAGUACACCGGGGCAUACCACUUCGGUCACACGGCCGACCCAAUUUACAUUGGAACCUGCAAUGGAGCCACGGCAUCGUGCUCCUUCGGCGGCUAUGCCCUGGAGACAGCGUGCCACACCGGACGGGAAUGUGUCUACGAUACUGUCGGUGACAAGGGCUGGCGUGUGGGGAUCGGAACCCACAAGAUUCGGUCGGUCAUCCGGGAUGUUAUUUUGAAGUAUGAUACCGUCCCCGAGUGCAAGUUCACGCCGGAAUGCCGCGAUUGCGGGAACUGGAAGAUGUACGAGAGCAACGGGACCGAGAGUACCACCACGACCUCGAGCGCUCCGACUUCGACGUCAUCCAAAACCCGUACCCGGACGGAGACUUGCAAGACACCGGGCUGGUGGGGCUGCUUGGAUGAGACCACCACGGCGACUGGGACGGAGACGUCCGAGGUCACGACUACCACGUCCACGUCCACGUCAUCGACCUCUACUUGCCUUACACCGGGCUGGUUUGGGUGCAAGGACAAGACGACGAGUAUCGUGGCGACAACCACCACUUCCACUAUCCCAACACAGACCAGCACCAGCUGCCUAACACCGGGCCGGUUCUGGGGAUGCAACGAUGAGACGACAUCAGGGGCCGGCGCUACUACGACCACCACUCCCGAGGGACACAGCACUAUCACAUCACCACCUAGCCUGCCGGACCCCACGACGACGCCUUCCGCUGCUCCGACGAGCUCUGGGCCUCCGAGCAAAGAGACGUGCGUUGACCGGGCCUGGUAUGGGCGGUGCAGGGAGUGGGAUGGCGAGGCCCCUGAGGGUAACGAGGACAUGUAA